AACAAAAGCAUUCUAAAAUCGAACGCGACGCGAGGCAAACGUAUCUGCCAGAUACACUCCGCUCAGUUGUUGAGUUUCAGUUUGUUUAUGUGUUUUUACCCCACGACCAUUUGCGUGCGACGUUCGCCUUGGGGGCCCAGUUAGUUGAGCUGAGUUAUUUCCAAGUUUGCAUUAUUGUAAUUAGCCUGGCAGUCAGCUGCCUCGCCUCGAGUGUCCGCGCUACCGAAAUAAAACCUAGAAAAAGAUAAAAGUAAACCUAAAACGCAGAAUAAUUGCGCUGGAAGUGGAAAUGGAAAUGUGCGCGGCUAAAUGGCGCUAACGUAUAACGUAACGGCUAAAUAAUAGUAGAAAGUUUUUAUUGUUAUCUCUUCUUCUUCGGCUGGCGAAGCGCAGCUGCCAAAAACCAAAUAACCAAGGCAAAAGCCGUAGCUUCAAAUUUUGCGUGUGAACGAAAAAGAAAUCCACUUCUCGGCCUCAUCUUCAUAUCUCUCUCUCUCGAGUGAGUGUGUGUUUUUUUGCUUACCAAAUUGGCAAAGCAUUUCAGUCAAUAAACCGGGAUAAAAGAUCUACGUAAUCAGCGGAAUAAAAAUAAUAAUAAAGCACCAAAGAUGUCCGGUCCGAUGCCCGAAAUUACCGGGGAGCAGCGUGCGAUUCUGGAGAAGUUCCGCAAGCAGAUGGACGAUGCUCUGGUGGGCACGCACGAUGACUACUUCCUGGUGCGUUGGCUGCGAGCUCGUAAAUGGAACAUGGAUGCGGCGGAGAAAAUGCUGAGAGCUAGCCUGAAGACCCGCUCCAUGUGGAACGUGGACAACAUCGAGAAGUGGGAUCCUCCCAGGGCCCUGCAGGAAUACCUGCCCUACGGGCUCAUGGGCUACGACAAGGAGGGAUCACCAGUGCUGGUCUGCCCCUUUGCCAACUUCGACAUGUGGGGCAUGAUGCACUGCGUCACGCGCUUUGAGUUCCAAAAGUACCUGGUGCUGCUGCUGGAGCGCUUCAUGAAGAUCGCCUACGACCAGAGCCAAAAGCACGGGUGGAAGGCCCGCCAGCUGGUGGUGUUCUUCGACAUGGAGAACGUGAACCUGAAGCAGUACGCCUGGCGACCGGCGGCCGAGUGCGUGAUCUCCACGGUGAAGCAGUACGAGGCCAACUUCCCGGAGCUGCUCAAGAUGUGCUACAUCAUCAACGCGCCGAAGCUCUUCUCGGUGGCCUUUAACAUUGUGAAGAAGUUCCUCGACGAGAACACCACCAGCAAGAUCGUCAUCUACAAGUCCGGCGUGGACCGCUGGCAGCAGCAGCUCUUCUCCCACGUGGACCGCAAGGCGUUCCCCAAGGCCUGGGGCGGCGAGAUGGUAGACAGGAACGGAGACCCCCAGUGCAAGGCCCUGAUGGUCUGGGGCGGCAAGCUACCGGAGGAACUGUACAUCGACCAGAGCAGCCAGCAGAGCGACAGGGACUUUGUGGAGACGCAGGUGCCCAAGGGCGACAAGCUCAAGCUGCACUUCAAGGUCAACCAGGAGGAGCAGAAGAUCCUCUCGUGGGAGUUCCGCACCAUCGACUACGACAUCAAGUUCGGCAUCUAUAGUGUGGACGAGCAGACUGGCGAGAAGCGCAGCGAGGUGCACCUGGGCACGGUAUACUCCAACGAGAUGGACGAGAUCGGCUACAUCUCCACGCGACCCAACACCACCUACACGGUGGUCUUUGACAACUCCGCCAGCUACAUGCGCAGCAAGAAGCUUCGCUACUGGGUGGACCUCAUCUCCGAAGAGGAGGAGGGCAUCUCCGAGCUGACCAGCCAAAUGGACAGCACCCAGAUAGCGGCCAAGCAGCAGUGAGCGGAGGCUCAAUCAGCAACUAUGCCAAAUACCAGUGGGAGUAGAUAGAUUAUUAGCUAGACAACAAGAACUAACCUCGGUGCAAUAUAGUCACAACGCAUUUGCUAGGCGUCCUCCUCCGGAGCACGGCGCAGCUGCAAUCGAACCAUGUGAUAGAAACAAAUUAGUAUGACUCACACAGUUACAGUUAAAUCUAAAGUUACGUCUCUUUAUUACUUUGCCGCACUGUUUACUUAACAAUCUCUAAUCGUGGAUGUGUAAUUAUUUCAGGGAGUACGGCACAAUAAAAUGUAUAUAUGUAGCACCUGA
Molecule: messenger RNA, 2144 nt
Organism: Drosophila kikkawai
Lineage: Eukaryota; Metazoa; Arthropoda; Insecta; Diptera; Drosophilidae
Product: SEC14-like protein 2
Cellular component (GO): cytoplasm
Source: RefSeq, a predicted model, not a curated record